Molecule: messenger RNA, 1716 nt
Organism: Exophiala spinifera
Lineage: Eukaryota; Fungi; Ascomycota; Eurotiomycetes; Chaetothyriales; Herpotrichiellaceae
Exons: 3
Coding region: 1-1716 (571 amino acids)
Biological process (GO): transmembrane transport
Cellular component (GO): membrane
Molecular function (GO): transmembrane transporter activity
Source: RefSeq, a predicted model, not a curated record
AUGAGCGCAGAUCGCAAUCCCAGCACCGCAUCUGGCAUGCACCGCAAAUCCGUCGCCGAAGAACCAGUGACUUCUGUUCUUGCCCCAGGAGAAGUACCCAUCUUCGAAAGGGAACUCAAUGCCGAUGAAGAAGUCCUUGCUGCUCUAGGUUACAAACCCGAAUUCAAGCGUGAAUUCUCCCUCUGGACAACUUUCUGUGUAUCGUUUGCCGUGCUUGGAUUACUCCCGUCUUUCGCAUCGACAUUGUACUAUGGGAUGGGUUACGCAGGAACGCCUGGUAUGGUUUGGGGAUGGUUGAUCGCAAUGGCAUUCAUCCAAUGUAUCGCCAUGGGCAUGGCUGAACUAUGUUCCUCCAUGCCAACAUCUGGAGGAUUGUACUACGCUGCAGCAGUCCUUGCACCACCAGGCUACGGCCCCCUCGCAUCCUGGAUCACAGGCUGGUCGAACUGGCUCGCUCAAGUAACUGGCGCACCGUCAGUCGACUACGCCCUUGCAUCCAUGAUCCUGGCUGCCGGAUCCAUCAACAACCCGGACUUUGUGCCGCAAAACUAUCAAGUGUUCCUGCUCACGACGCUCAUCAUGAUCAUCCACGCCAUGAUCUCGUCUAUGCCGACGCGAUGGAUCGCCACAUUCAACUCGUACGGAAGCACGUUCAACAUCAUCGCCCUCGUCAUUGUGGUCAUCACCAUCCCCGCGGCGACCACAAGAUCGGACCAGGGUCUCCCGCGCUUCACCAAGAGCAGCACGGUCUGGGGCAACUUCUACGAGGGCACCGACUUCCCCAACGGCGUGGCAGUCCUCAUGUCGUUUAUCGCCGUCAUCUGGACCAUGUCCGGCUACGAUGCCCCAUUCCACCUGGCGGAAGAAUGCAGCAACGCCAACAUCGCCAGCCCGCGGGCCAUUGUCCUGACGUCCGGCGUUGGUGGGUUAAUGGGCUGGUUCCUCCAGCUCGUCGUCGCGUACACGGUGAUCGACAUCGACGCCGUACUGGGCUCGGACCUUGGGCAGCCGUGGGCGUCGUACCUGAUCGAGGUGCUCCCGAAAAAGACGGCCAUGGCUCUGCUCUCGAUGACCAUCGUCUGCGGGUUCUCCAUGGGUCAGGGGUGCAUGGUCGCGGCGUCGCGCGUCACCUUCGCCUAUGCGCGCGAUGGCUGCUUCCCUGGCUCGCGAUGGUGGAAGCAGGUCAACCCGCACACGAAGACACCCGUCAACGCCGUCUGGUUCAACACUACGAUCGGGAUCCUACUGACCCUGCUCCUGUUCGGCGGCGAGGCGUCGAUCGGUGCCAUCUUCAGCGUCGGCGCCAUCGGCGCCUUUGUCGCCUUCACCAUCCCCAUCACCAUCCGCACGUUCUUCGUCGGCAACCGCUUCCGCCGCGGACCGUGGCACCUGGGCAAGUUCUCGUUCCCGAUCGGCGUCCUGUCGACCUGCUUCACCGCCCUCAUGAUCCCGAUCCUGUGCCUGCCGAGCUUGACGGGUUCCGACCUCGACGCCUCCGGAAUGAACUGGACCUGUCUCGUGUGGGGCGGGCCCAUGCUGUUCGUGCUGGUCUGGUGGGUCGUCGAUGCGCACAAGUGGUUCAAGGGACCCAAAGUCAACAUCGCACAUCAAAUGCUCGGUCGGGAAGGGAACCUCCUCGAAGGGAAAGAGGAGCCCGGUCCCGGCUCGGAGUCUGAUCAGGCCGUCAAGGGUGACGACAAGGCUUUGGAUGUGUAA